AUGGCAAAAACGCCCGGUUCGGGAAAGAAACAGCGCUCCAUUAGCGCGUUCUUCACGCCUAGAGCCACUGUCAAAGCCGAGUUGCCCCUGCCUGUUGAAAAAAGUCCAACUCAGGAAACCUUGGCCACCAAAAGAAACCUUUCUCAGUUCCAGCAUGGCUCCCACGGCGAUGGCGAAGAACCACCGAGCCCAAAGAAGGCCAAACCAGCUAAAUUGGCUUCUUCCAGGAACUCUGAUAAGACGGCACAGCCAAAAACACCAAAAUCCAAGCUAACGCCGCUUGAGAAGCAGUUCAUAGAGCUCAAGCGGGCCAAUGCAGAUAAGAUCUUGGCGAUUCAGGUGGGAUACAAGUUCAAAUUCUUUGGAAACGACGCUGUGGUGGCGCUGCAGCUCCUAAAUAUCAUGCUUAUACGAGGCAAUCUCGAGUUGGAUGAAAGAACCCACGACAGAUUCGCAUACUGCUCCAUUCCAGAUAACCGUUUACACAUUCAUUUGCAAAGGCUCCUCAACCACGGAAUGAAGGUAGGCGUUGUGAAGCAAACAGAAACGGCCGCCAUCAAAUCAGCAGAAUCCAAAUCGGGUCUUUUUGAACGUCGAAUCACUGGCGUAUACACCAAAGCGACCUAUAUGGGCGACGAGAUGCUCACAGGAGACCCAAGUAUCAACCGGUCUGGCCAAGUGGACGAGUCAGGAGAAGCCAACAGCUACAUUAUGGCCAUUCACGAGGGUGAUGCCAAAAACACUGCGGUAGUUGCAGUCCAGCCUGUUACAGGAGACAUUAUUUACGACGUGUUCUCCGAUAACAGCAGCAAGGAUGAGCUUGAGACGCGUCUCGCGUACUUAGUUCCGUCAGAGGUGUUGAUCAUCAAUAACGGUUCGUCCAUGAGCCAUGAAACCCAGAAGAUUGUUAAGUUGAGAAACCCCUCUGCAUCGGUCCAGUUCAGGGUACAGAAGAAGCAGCUGGAAGUUCAAGCAGAUUUGCAAAAAUUCUUCUCCAGCGUUGAGUCGAACGAAAAGGUCUCCCAUUUGUCAGACCAUUACCAGCUAAAUUAUCAUGCUGCUGUAUGUGGAUGCAUUAACGAACUCAUAGGCUAUCUUUCUGAAUUUCAGCUCAGCAACGUCUUCACCAUUCCUAGCAAUAUAUCUUCAUUCACAGAUUCCCGCAAAUACAUGCUCCUACCAGCAAACACGCUACGAGCAUUGGAUAUAUUCGAAGUGGAGGAUGAUCCCUCUUCCAGAAAGGGCACACUCAUAUGGUUACUUGAUCAUACGAAAACCAAAAGUGGCUCCCGGCUUCUCCACAAAUGGAUCUCAAGACCACUUGUCAACAAAGAUGAGAUUGAGGAGAGGCUCACGGCUGUUCAGACUCUCCGAGACGGCCGCUUUGUGCACAUGUUGGACGUUCUCAAAUCGACAAUACAGAAGCUCGGAAAGGAUGGUAUUGAUUUAGACAGGCUCUUGAUCAAAGUCCACUACUCAGCCGAGUACAAGAACGACAAGAUUGCUCGAAAGGAUGUUUACCUUAUGCUCAAAGGAUUCAGCGAUGUUCUUGACGUUUUCCAAAAGUUUGGGCAGAAGGGUCUUGCUGAGUUCAAGGCUUCCAACACCUCCUCUUAUUUACAAGAUUUGUUGGAAAAGAUGGCAGAACUUGCGAAAGAACCUCAUGUUGAACAAUUACUUGAUCUGAUCAACUCCUCUGCUGCUAUAGACAACAGUAAUCUCAACGAUCAAAGGACAAAAUUCUUCAACCUAGGUGAUGACAGAUUCGGAAGCAUUCAACAGGAGCAAGACAACAUUGAAGCGGUCGAAACUCAGUUAAGCGAAGAGCUCAACUCAAUCAGACUGUUCUUAAACAGACCACAACUACAGUACAUUUCCAAUCUCAAAGAUACACAUUUGAUUGAGGUCCGAAACGGAAAAAAUGUUGAUGCAUUGCCAUCAGAUUGGCUCAAGAUCAGUGGCACGAAGUCAGUCUCCAGAUUCAGACCACCUGAAGUUAGCAGACUUCACAAGGAGCUCAACUACCAUCAAGAUAAACUCCUCAAAGUGUGCGACGAAUGCUUCAACAAGUUUCUCAAGGAGAUUGAUUCUCACUACGAGUUUCUUCAUCAUAUCGUCAGCAAUGUUUCCGUCUUUGACUGUCUCUUGUCAUUAGCAUCUGUUGGAGCAGACGACCAAACUUACGUCAAGCCUAGACUUGUGGACGAGCAAGUUGUUGAUAUCAAGGAGGGAAACCACCCGAUCCUAUAUGCUUUGGCACAGAAUUCAACGUAUGUCCCAAACAAUGUCGAUUUAUCGCAUGACAAGAAUAGAGUCAUGAUUAUCACAGGACCCAAUAUGGGCGGAAAAUCAUCUUAUGUCAAGCAGGUUGCUCUUUCUGUGAUUAUGACGCAGAUUGGCGCUUUCAUUCCUUGUGAAUCAGCGACAUUGGGCGUAUUUGAUUCAGUAUUCAUACGAAUGGGCGCUUCCGACAACAUUCUAAGAGGCAAGUCGACAUUCAUGGUUGAAAUGGCAGAAUCUGCCAGUAUCAUCAACAGCUUCACUUCCAAAUCGCUAGUUGUGCUUGAUGAAAUCGGUCGAGGAACGGGUACAAGUGACGGUAUUGCAUUGGCCUAUUCGAUUUUAAGAUACAUGAUAGAGAGUGACCAAAAGCCGUUGACGCUAUUCAUCACACACUAUCCUUCAUUGCAUGUUUUGGAAAGCGAGUUUGAAAACGUCAAGAACUACCACAUGUCGUUUUUGGAGACUAAUAGAGGGACAGACCAGGACUGGCCAGAGGUGGUUUUCUUGUACAAGUUGGCGCAAGGUGUUGUAUCAAAUUCUUACGGUCUAAACGUCGCUAAGCUAGCAGGCAUUCCGGUCGAUGUGAUAAGAAACGCCCACGCUCAGUCAGACUUCACUCAUUGA
Molecule: messenger RNA, 2907 nt
Organism: Candidozyma duobushaemuli
Lineage: Eukaryota; Fungi; Ascomycota; Pichiomycetes; Serinales; Metschnikowiaceae
Gene: MSH3
Product: mismatch repair protein
Exons: 2
Coding region: 1-2907 (968 amino acids)
Biological process (GO): mismatch repair
Cellular component (GO): MutSalpha complex; nucleus
Molecular function (GO): mismatched DNA binding; ATP-dependent DNA damage sensor activity; ATP binding
Source: RefSeq, a predicted model, not a curated record